UAUAUUCACUGCCAGGUUGAGCACUGGAGUAUUAAAACAUUCCUAACCAAAGCAGCAUCUUCAUGCACAGCAAGUGAAUUUCCACUAAGAUCUCUGGAGACCCUAAAGAAGCACUUAUCAGGGAGUUUGAGCACUUUAAACAGGUGUUUGUGUGGCCACAGCGCCCAGAAGAGGACAAAAACAAACCAUGUCCAAUGGGAAAGAUGCAGCUCUUUCAGAAAAACAGAUGCCUCUACAGGCCUGUCUUGAAGAAUGCAUGGAGGCCUUGGAUCUGUUCCUCAACAACCACUUUAAUGAGAGUUUGGAAAAACUACGACCACGGUCUAAGGAGAGCAUGUAUCAUGCUCUGAUCUAUGCCACAGUAUUAGAGAUGCAAGCCAUGAUGACCUUCCAACACGAUGACAUAGUGCAUGCUGGGAACACGAUGAAGCGUGCUCAGGAGGUGUGCCAGAGAUUCCGUAAGAAGUCUGGUGGUCUCGGGAGCCGAGGAGCAAACGAUGAUCUCUCAGAAGAGCAGCUUCAUGCUGAAGUGUGUUACGCUGAGUGUUUGCUACACAGAGCUGCUCUUACGUUUUUACAGGAUGAGAACAUGGUGAGUUUUAUCAAAGGGGGAAUCAAAGUUCGAAACAGUUACCUUAUUUACAAGGAGCUGCACAACUUCAUCCAAUCAGAUACCUCUUUCAAAGGACCAAACCACAGGCAUCUAGAGGGGGGAGUCUCUUUUGGAAUUGGGGCUUUUAACUUGACUCUUUCACUGUUUCCUGCCCGGAUACUCAAGUUGCUGGAGUUUGCUGGCUUUUCUGGGGAAAAGGAAUUUGGCAUCUCUCAGCUGUACACAGGUGCCAUCUCUCACACCUUGCGCUCAAUGCUUUGUGCUCUGCUCCUGCUCUGCUUCUACACGUUCCUCUCAUUUAUAUUGGGUACAGGAGAGGGGGAGGUAGAAGAGGCAGAGAAGCUUCUGAAGCCAUUUCGACUGCGAUACCCACGUGGAGCAAUUUUCCUCUUCUUUGCUGGUCGAGCAGAAGAGAUCAAGGGCAACAUUGAUGAGGCAGUGGGACUGUUUGAGGAAAGCUGUAAGGCGCAACAGGCAUGGAAACAAUUCCACCACAUGUGCUACUGGGAGCUGAUGUGGUGUUUUACCUAUAAGAGGCACUGGAAGAUGGCGUACUUCUACGCAGACCUACUCAGUAAGGAGAGCCGCUGGUCAAAGGCCAUGUACGUGUAUAUGAAGGCUGCUUAUCUCAGCAUGCUUCCAGAGACAGAAGCUCGGCCGUUUGGGGAUAAUGAGGUGGAUCUCUUUAGACAGGUUCCGACAUACAAACAGAAGAUAGCAGGAAAAUCUCUGCCCACAGAGAAGUAUGCCAUCCGUAAAGCUCGACGUUACAAAGCCAGUAAUCCAAUCAAACUUCCUGUUCCUGUGCUUGAGAUGAUGUACAUGUGGAACGGGUUCUCCAUGAUCAGCAAACAGCCAGAGCUCACAGACGGGAUAAUGGAGACACUGUUAGAGGUAGAGCGCACCCUACAGGCUGCUCCAGAGAAUGAGUACACUGUUGAUGACACAUGUGUAAUCCAGCUUCUGAAAGGGCUGUGUCUGAAGAACCAGGGCCAGAUGCAGGCCGCAGAGGACUGUUUCAACCAGGUUUACACCAGUGAAAAGAAGCUGAAGUUUGAUCAUUACCUGGUUCCUAACGCUCUGUUGGAGUUGAGUCUUCUGUAUAUAGACACGGGGAGGAAAGAGCAAGCAAUCAAACUACUCAAGAAAGCAAAGAAUAACUACAAAGAGUACUCUAUGGAGUCUCGUACGCAGUUCAGGGUCCAUGCGGCCCUGACCAAACUUAAAGCUGACACAAAUGACCAGGAUGAAAUAACACUGUGAGGAACGAAAGAAUGAUCCUCAGAGGACCGGAGCCUGGAAUCACGUGGUCACUUUAUUGGAAGAAGGAAAGACUAGAGAUUAACCGUGUCCUCCCUGUAUUCGUCUCGUGGUUCUGCCCGUUUCACACUUCCAUUAGAGGGUUUGGGCAAUAUUAUAGAGGGGUACAUUGUACAUUCUCCCCUCAGAAGGCUUAUGUGCUGAAUUGUUGUUCAUUUUAGUGAGAUAGCAGAUAGUUAGGGAGAAAACAUUUUUCAGAUGUAAGCCCGGUUUUAAGCUCUUGUUUGUUCAAAUGUAAUAAAAUGUACAUUUUUAGAAGUAUUACAAAUCAUAUUGAUGUUUUCUGCUUUUUGUCAAGUCUGAGUCCUGUACAGGUUUAAUAAGGGGAAAAGUAAAGGACUGGAAAACUGACCAUGUUUACAAAAAUGUAGACAAAGCAUUUUUACACACUUUAAGUUCUAAAUAUGAUUAAAACAAGUUGAUAAUUGCUGUAUGGAAUUAUACAAAUACAAUCAUAUUUUAAAGCAAUAAUAAACUAUGAAUAAUAAAUCAUGACCUUACAAUCAACAUGCAUCAUGAAUAUCCAACAUGUCAAAGCGUGUGCCAAUGUUAGAUAUUAAGUGUGCAUUUUAUUUGAAAUGCAUUUAAUUAGGUAUAUUUUAUUUGAGAGUUGCUAGUGAUUUAUCCAAAUGAUGAUCUAAAAGUUCUUCAUUUUAAUUUAAUUAAAUUAUUAGUUAUUUAGUCAUCACAACAACAGGAUACAGCAAGAAUGACAGAUAACUACAACAUAUAACAAACAUCUGCUCCAUGCAUUUCUACAGUAUAACAGUGACCUCUAGAGGUCAAAUUAAAACAAUCACGUGGGAUUUGCUGUAUCUACAUCUUUCAUCAUUGACAAUAUUCAUCCAUCUUUUACUUGCACUCCAAAGCAUAUUUUUUUUUUUCCAAUCAUAUUUUUGUUAUUAUAAAGAAACAUUUGACUAUAUAUAAACAUGUUGCAUCAUAAUACACUGUGUCUUGAAAAAUAAACCUGAUUCCUCAUUAAAUCUCAUCUGGUGACGUGU
Xyrauchen texanus (razorback sucker) is the source of this 2937-nucleotide messenger RNA. Its product is annotated as tetratricopeptide repeat protein 39A. The record is from RefSeq and is a predicted model, not a curated record. Gene Ontology annotation, molecular function: protein binding. NCBI's taxonomy places the organism in Eukaryota, Metazoa, Chordata, Actinopteri, Cypriniformes, Catostomidae.